Emericellopsis cladophorae is the source of this 1632-nucleotide messenger RNA. RefSeq names its product Methylmalonate-semialdehyde dehydrogenase [acylating]-like protein. Gene Ontology annotation, molecular function: malonate-semialdehyde dehydrogenase (acetylating, [NAD(P)+]) activity; methylmalonate-semialdehyde dehydrogenase (acylating, NAD+) activity. The coding region runs from base 1 to 1632 and encodes 543 amino acids. Gene Ontology annotation, biological process: thymine catabolic process; L-valine catabolic process. Lineage: Eukaryota; Fungi; Ascomycota; Sordariomycetes; Hypocreales; Bionectriaceae. The record is from RefSeq and is a predicted model, not a curated record. The transcript has 2 exons. Gene Ontology annotation, cellular component: mitochondrion.
AUGGCUUCCAAGGGCCAUGUGGCCGUCGCCGCCAGGAGGAUACACGCCACGGCGCAGCAAUUGAGGCCCGCGGCCGCGGACGCUGUCGCCGCCGCCCCCGCUUAUCCCACGACGCACGAAAAGAUUGAGAAGGUCGGCAACACCCCCUACUUCCUCGACAACAAGUUCGUCCAGUCCACGACGGACAAGUUCAUCGACCUCCCCGACCCGGCGACCAACAACCUCGUCACCCGCGUGCCCCAGAUGACGGACGAGGAGAUGAAGGCGGCCGUGGCCAGCGCGGAGAAGGCGUUCAAGGGGUGGCGGGACAUGACGGUCCUGGCCCGCCAGCAGAUCAUGUUCCGCUUCGUGCAGCUCAUCAAGGACAACAUGGACCGUCUGGCUGCCAGCAUCACCCUGGAGCAGGGCAAGACCUUUGCGGAUGCCAAGGGAGACGUCCUCCGCGGUCUGCAGGUCGCCGAGGCGGCGUGCGGUGCGCCCGAGCUGCUCAAGGGUGAGGUGCUCGAGGUGGCUAAGGAUAUGGAGACGCGCACGUACCGUGAGCCAUUGGGUGUCACGGCUGCCAUCUGCCCCUUCAACUUUCCUGCUAUGAUUCCCUUGUGGUGCAUCCCCAUCGCCACAAUCACCGGCAACACACUCAUCCUCAAACCCUCUGAGCGCGACCCUGGCUGUGCCAUCAUUCUUGCUGAGCUCGUGCAGAAGGCUGGUUUCCCCCCAGGCGUGGUGAACAUCAUCCACGGCGCCCAUCGCACCGUCGACUUCAUCCUCGACGAGCCCGCGAUCAAGGCCAUCAGCUUCGUUGGUGGCAACAAGGCCGGCGAGUACAUCUUCUCGCGCGGUUCGGCCAAUGGCAAGCGCGUCCAGGCCAAUUUGGGCGCCAAGAACCACGCCGCCGUGCUGCCUGACGCCAACAAGAACCACUUCCUCAACAGUGUGGUGGGCGCCGCUUUCGGUGCCGCCGGUCAACGCUGCAUGGCCCUCAGCACUCUGGUCAUGGUUGGCGAGACCAAGGAAUGGCUGUCCGAGGUCGCCGACCGCGCUAGGGAUCUGCAGGUCAACGGCGGCUUCGAGGCGGGCGCUGACCUCGGUCCCGUCAUCUCACCCCAGAGCAAGCAGCGCAUCGAGCACCUCAUCUCGACCGCCGAGAAGGAGGGUGCCACCAUCCUCCUGGACGGCCGUGGCAAGGUUCCUUCCAAGUACCCCAACGGCAACUGGGUCAGCCCUACCAUCAUCUCCAACGUCACCACGGACAUGACCUGCUAUAAGGAGGAGAUCUUUGGGCCGGUCCUGGUCUGCCUGAACGUGGAUACGAUUGACGAGGCGAUUGACCUGAUCAACAAGAAUGAGUACGGCAACGGCACGGCCAUCUUCACGCGCUCCGGCGCCACGGCUGAGACUUUCCGUCGCAACAUUGAGGCUGGGCAAAUUGGCAUCAACGUGCCCAUUCCCGUGCCGUUGCCCAUGUUCAGCUUCACCGGCAACAAGGCCAGCGUCGCCGGUGGCGGUGCCAGCACCUUCUACGGCAAGCCCGGCAUCAACUUUUACACGCAGCUCAAGACGGUGACGGCCAUGUGGUCGGGCGCGGAUGCGGUUGCGAAGAAGGCGAGCGUGCACAUGCCCACGUUGCAGUAG